Molecule: messenger RNA, 741 nt
Organism: Penicillium maclennaniae
Lineage: Eukaryota; Fungi; Ascomycota; Eurotiomycetes; Eurotiales; Aspergillaceae
Product: copper acquisition factor BIM1-like domain-containing protein
Exons: 3
Coding region: 1-741 (246 amino acids)
Source: RefSeq, a predicted model, not a curated record
AUGACUAUCCAAACAUCGAUAUCUUCCUGGGUCACCCUCGCGGUUCUACUCUGUGCAAGCCUCACCCAUGCCCACACCGUUAUCACAUACCCUGGCUACCGAGGAAACAAUCUGCACACCAACGGCACUGUCGCCGACACAAAUGGCCUCGGGGUAGCCUACAACUCCAAGAAUGGCUCCCUCUACUACCCCUACGGCAUGGAGUGGAUCUAUCCAUGCGGCGGAAUGCCCACCUCCACCAACCGCACAAAAUGGCCCGUAAACGGCGGCGCCCUUGCUGUGCAACCGGGCUGGUUCCCGGGCCAUGAGACCGCACUUAUCUAUGUCAAUCUCGGCUUCGGCGAAACUCCAGAGAACAUGAGCCAUCCCGUCGUCUCCCCAUUCCAGAUCACCGGUCCGACCAACAAUCCCUACCCAGGUACUUUCUGUCUCCCUCAGGUGCCGCUACCGGCCAAUAUCAGCGUCAAGGCGGGCGAUUACGCGACUAUUCAGGUCGUGGAGGUGGCUAAGCAUGGCGCGGCUCUGUAUAACUGUGUCGACAUCGUCUUCGCCGAUGACCAUGACCCUGAAAUUCAAGAGGUUACAAGGGACAACUGCUUCAAUUCUACCGAUCUCAGCUUCCAAUAUAUGUAUACCACCUCUGCUAUUGGGACGAGUGGUGGGGCGUUGAUGAAACCGCGUGGUACAAUACUUGCUCUUGUGCCGAUUGUGGUUGCUGUGUUCUUUGGCUUGUUGAUGUAA